AUGCGUUUACUACUUGUGACGUUGGCUGUCCUAGCAGUCGGAACUACCGCUGAAUCGGACAGCAAAGCGCGCACAGUAUGUUACUUCAGCAAUUGGGCGGUCUACAGGCCGGGUGUUGGCAGAUACGGCAUUGAAGAUAUUCCAGUUGAUCUAUGCACGCACAUCAUUUACUCCUUCAUCGGCGUCACAAAUACCACCAAUGAGGUGCUCGUCAUUGAUCCUGAGUUGGACGUCGAAAAGAACGGUUUUAAGAAUUUCACUUCCUUACGGUCGUCGCAUCCUAACGUCAAGUUUAUGGUUGCCGUGGGAGGCUGGGCUGAAGGAGGUUCUAAGUACUCUAAAAUGGUCGCGGAGAAGAGAUCUAGAAUGACCUUCGUCAGAAGCGUUGUUGAUUUCCUCAAGAAAUACAACUUUGAUGGUCUUGACCUCGAUUGGGAGUACCCUGGUGCUGCAGACCGUGGUGGCUCCUUCACUGACAAAGACAAGUUCUUGUAUUUCGUGCAAGAGUUGAGAAGAGCUUUCAUCAGGGUUGGCAAGGGUUGGGAGCUGACUGUCGCAGUACCCCUCGCAAACUUCAGGCUGAUGGAGGGCUACCAUGUGCCGGAACUUUGCCAGGAGCUGGAUGCUAUUCACGUGAUGUCUUACGAUUUGCGUGGUAACUGGGCUGGUUUUGCGGAUGUGCAUUCACCGCUGUAUAAGCGACCACAUGACCAGUGGGCCUAUGAGAAAUUGAAUGUGAACGAUGGACUUCAAUUAUGGGAAGACAAAGGCUGUCCUUCCAACAAGCUGGUAGUUGGUAUACCAUUCUACGGGCGUUCUUUUACUCUGUCUGCUGGUAAUAACAACUACGGUCUCGGUACUUACAUCAACAAGGAGGCUGGUGGUGGUGAUCCCGCACCAUACACCAACGCAACAGGAUUCUGGGCUUAUUAUGAGAUUUGCACAGAAGUUGACAGUGAAGAAUCCGGAUGGACCAAGAAGUGGGACGAGCAUGGCAAAUGCCCUUAUGCUUACAAAGGCACACAGUGGGUGGGCUACGAAGACCCGAAGAGUGUCGAGAUCAAAAUGAACUGGAUCAAAGAGAAGGGUUACUUAGGUGCUAUGACCUGGGCUAUAGACAUGGAUGACUUCCAAGGACUCUGUGGCGAAAAGAACGCGUUGAUGAAACUGUUACACAAGCAUAUGAGUUCGUAUACUGUUCCUCCGGCGAGAACUGGUCACACUACUCCCACGCCGGAGUGGGCGCGGCCUCCGUCGACGCCUUCGGACCCUUCAGAAGGGGAACCCGUCCCUACUACGACCACCACUACCACGAAGCCCACUACUUCAGUAAAAACGACCACACAAGUGCCGACCAACGUCACAGAUAGUGCAACUAGUCAAACAGCGGCAUCCGCUGCGCCAGAAAUACCUGACGUUGAGCCGCCACCAGCGGAAAAUGAAAUUGAAAAUCCGGAUAUCUGCACUUCAGAGGACGAUUAUGUUCCAGAUAAAAAGGCUUGUGAUAAGUACUGGCGAUGUGUCAACGGCGAAGCUAUGCAGUUCAAAUGCCAACCAGGCACCGUUUUCAACGUAAAACUUAACGUUUGCGAUUGGCCCGACAAUGCAAAACGAAACGACUGUCAGCUAUAA
Diatraea saccharalis (sugarcane borer) is the source of this 1632-nucleotide messenger RNA. Lineage: Eukaryota; Metazoa; Arthropoda; Insecta; Lepidoptera; Crambidae. The record is from the annotation of a GenBank genome assembly.